AUGCUUGCUCGCUCAGUACUCCGUCGCCAGGCUGUUGCCUUCAGUAAGAAUGCCUCUGCUGGAUUUUCUACAUCAAUUGCUCGCUGUGCUGGAAACCUCAGUGCUGUUCAGGACCAGCUCCUAAGAGCAACUUUAGCAGAUUCAGAUCCUGCUAUCUCAAGUAUUCUCGAGAAGGAGAAAAUUCGUCAAAGAGAUUUUAUCAACUUGAUCCCCUCAGAGAACUUUACCUCUCAAUCAGUUCUUGAGGCCCUCGGGUCUCCCAUGCAAAACAAAUACUCGGAGGGAUAUCCCGGUGCUAGGUACUACGGUGGAAACGAAUUUAUCGACGAGGCCGAAAGGCUAUGUCAGCAACGUGCUUUAGAAGCCUUCAAACUUAAUCCCGAGAAGUGGGGUGUCAAUGUUCAAGCGCUUUCUGGAGCCCCUGCAAAUCUCUAUGCGUACUCUGCUCUCCUUCGCCCUCAUGAACGUAUCAUGGGACUUGAUCUUCCUCAUGGUGGUCAUUUAUCACACGGAUACCAGACUCCUUCUAAAAAGAUCUCCAAAAUUUCUGAGUACUUUGAGACCCUUCCAUAUCGUCUUGAUCCGAAGACUGGUCUCAUCGACUACGAAAACCUUGAAAAACUUGCAGAGCUCUAUCGCCCAAAGAUCAUCAUUGCCGGUGCAUCGGCGUAUUCCCGUAUAAUAGACUACAAGAGGAUGAAAGCCAUAUCGACCAAAUAUGGUGCUUACCUUCUCUCAGAUAUGGCACACAUUUCUGGUCUCGUUGCAGCUGGUGUGACGGAUUCACCAUUCUUGGACUCGGAUAUUGUCACCACAACUAGUCAUAAAUCGCUGCGUGGUCCCAGAGGCGCAAUGAUAUUCUAUCGAAAAGGUGUCCGCUCAACCAAUAAGAAGGGUGAGCAAAUACUGUACGAUCUCGAAAAUCCCAUCAACGCGUCCGUUUUCCCUGGCCAUCAGGGAGGCCCCCACAACCACACGAUCACAGCACUUGCGGUGGCACUGAAGCAAGCUACUACUCCCGAGUUUGUGGCCUAUCAAAAGCAGGUUCUUAAGAAUGCAAAAGCACUGAGCAACAAGCUUCAAGCGGAUGGCUACGAAGUUGUCUCUGGUGGUACUGACAAUCAUCUCGUUCUUGUCGACCUAAAGCCAAAGGGUAUUGAUGGGGCUCGUGUUGAACGUAUUCUUGAACUCGUCAACGUUGCUGCCAACAAGAACACUGUUCCUGGUGAUAUUUCAGCGCUCAAACCUGGUGGUCUGAGAUUAGGGUCACCAGCAAUGACAACCAGAGGCUUUGGCGAGGAAGACUUCGAAAAGGUUGCGGUGAUUGUAGAUCAGGCGGUGAAGAUUGCGAAGAAGAUUGAUGAGGGAGUAGGUGGGAAAAAGUUGCUUAAGGAUUUCUUUAAGGUUGUUGGAGAUGGAAGUGCGGUUGGGGAAGUGCAAGAUCUCAAAAAAGAAGUUAAGGAAUGGGUUGGUAGCUUUCCGCUUCCAUGGAACACCUAG
Morchella importuna is the source of this 1500-nucleotide messenger RNA. RefSeq lists its product as uncharacterized. Gene Ontology annotation, cellular component: cytoplasm. The transcript is spliced from 4 exons. Lineage: Eukaryota; Fungi; Ascomycota; Pezizomycetes; Pezizales; Morchellaceae. The coding region runs from base 1 to 1500 and encodes 499 amino acids. The record is from RefSeq and is a predicted model, not a curated record. Gene Ontology annotation, biological process: tetrahydrofolate interconversion; folic acid metabolic process; L-serine catabolic process. Gene Ontology annotation, molecular function: zinc ion binding; glycine hydroxymethyltransferase activity; cobalt ion binding.